CUUCGAUGACGUGGUGGUCUGCGGCUCGAGGUCGAGGUGCGUGGGGCAGUUGCCCACGCAUAUCAGCACCUCCUUGUGCGGGCACUGUUAAGGUGCCCACACAGUGGCAUCGUUCACUCACUGAAUGGUCUAGCAUAGGCGUCAAGAAGCUCAAUGCAACAGGAUGCUGAGGCAACCGCAAAUAAUAUCACAUUGCAAACACAUUUCAGGUCUGGUUGAACGGAUUCUCCGGCGCCUUCUUCCACUAAAGAAGAAGCCACAUGGACAGUCACAACUUUUGAUUCUCUGACUGCGUUCCCACUAUCGGUCCCACCUGCUUCCAAAGCAGCUGUUGCAACUGUGAUCUCUUCAAGCUUGGAUUCUGCAUGGCCAUGCACGCAUCAACCGACAUCCAUGACUGAAUGCGUCUGAAGAGUUGAGGGCGGACCUCCUGCUGCAGCCUUGGCAUCCAUUCGUCCUCGUACGCCUUGAAAACCUGGACGCAUCACAUGAGUUACAUGCAUCACGAAACGUCGAGCUCUUGUCUCGCAGCGACUCACCGCUUUGACUCGCCUCUCAGGAUGAAGAUCGGUGGCAACCCCAGCAGAUGAAGCACCGACAGAGAGAGCAGAAACAGCCUCGUCCAGACCGCUUGCCUCCACAACGAUGUCACCCCUCUCCUCUGCCUCGAGCUGCUGCUGACGCAACAACUGGUUGAUGUUGGGCUCCAGGGGCAUCUCGUCGACCGUCUGGUCAGAAAAACCGAAGGUCAACCAUCCGGUGCCUCUGCUCCACUACCUACCGUCGGUUUGGUGCUUUCAGCAUGAGGUUUGGCAGCGGCGGCAAGCAGAGCACGCUGAGCUAUUUCGGCACGAGUCAUUUUCUUGACUGGAUUUGCCUGAGAGGACACGGCAAUUGCACAGUCAGGCCAAUCACAACUCGAAUGGUGUUCUCUCGCUCCGGUACCUUCUUGCCCAGCUUGCUCAUGGCUCUCUCCUCUGCUUCCAAUAGCUCCUUCUUCUCCAUCUUCCGCCUGUUCUGCUCUUGGUUCCGUUGCUCGGUGGCCUCCUUUCGUUCUCUGAUGCGCGUCGCUGUCUUGUCAUCAUCUCUCCAGUACUGCGAUAGAAGAGGACAGAUUGAGCGUUGUGCCAGUGUAGUGCCUGCCCAGUCCUCUCUGACCUCAUCCUCCCUCCUCGCCUGCUCCGCGGCCACUUUCUCGGCUUGUGCAGCCGCCUUACGGCUUCGGGCCUCCACGGCUUUCUGGUUCACGCCAAGGUUGGGCAUGAUAGGCUGCAGAAGUGAAGGACUUGGCCGAGAGGACUUCAAUGCCGAGGACUUCGGGCAAGACCG
Vitrella brassicaformis is the source of this 1329-nucleotide messenger RNA. The record is from the annotation of a GenBank genome assembly. NCBI's taxonomy places the organism in Eukaryota, Vitrellaceae.